CCUCAUCCGCACACUUCACUCACUAAAUCCCUCUCUUCUCUCGUCUCUCUCUGAGAAGGUGGAUCAUUUUUCUAGGGUUUGUGAGCUGAAACUUCAGUUACCGAACAGUGAGAGUGGCCUUUGAUUGAUUAGGGAACAUGUCUUCUCUGGGAACUUCAAAGGGAAUUCUAGAGAUCGCAAAGUUUGGGCUCUACGUCUCCGUCCCCAUCGUUCUUAUGUACACCUUCGCCAACAACACUACGAAUCUCCAGAGAUUCAUGGGAAACCAUUCUUAUGUUGUGUAUCCACCUGAAGCGCCGAGACCUCCAUCACCAGAGGAAAUGAGAGAGAUGGCGCGAGAACUAGCUAGGAAGAACAAUGCCCGUUGAUGCUUUGUUUGGGGUUCUUUUCUUUUGUAACUUGUAAGUGACUGCUAUAGAGAAAACAAAAAAAUGUUGGAUUUUGCACUUAGAUUUCAGUCGAAAUAAUGGUGAGGCCAAGUGGGUUUUAUUUCAAGUUCAAGUGUGGCCUUGUAAUGUUCCACAAUCCUACUUAAAAUUUCAAAUCCACUUUGCCCAUUUCAUGCUGUGUGUGGAGGACGAAGGAGCUUUUGUGACUCAGGAUGUAAAUUAUAUGUUGUGAUAAACCAUGGAUGGAUUUGAAAGUGACCAAACAUCUACAAUAUUCCUCAUGUACUUUUGAACUUUCAUUUUCGUGUUCUUUGUGGAGCUGGAAUCUACUUGUAAGUGAGUUCUUUUGGUUUGCU
This is a messenger RNA of Prunus dulcis (almond), 745 nucleotides long. RefSeq lists its product as uncharacterized. The record is from RefSeq and is a predicted model, not a curated record. The transcript has 2 exons. The coding region runs from base 138 to 368 and encodes 76 amino acids. Gene Ontology annotation, biological process: mitochondrial respiratory chain complex IV assembly. Gene Ontology annotation, cellular component: mitochondrion. Lineage: Eukaryota; Viridiplantae; Streptophyta; Magnoliopsida; Rosales; Rosaceae.